AUGGAACAUUUCGUUGAAGAAGAAUUAAAGGCAAUUGUCAGUGAAGGUGCAUUCGGGAAAAAUUGUAGCUUAUUGUCGUUCAAAUUAUAUAACUGUAUGACUGGUGAAGAAGAAUGGUGGUAUCACCGAAUAUUUUGUAACAUGAUAACUUCAGACGGAUCACAUUACAACAUUAUGGUAAAGUUAAAAAUUAAAAAUUUGGAACUACGUGAUUGUUUUGGAUGUGACAUAUUGUUUAAUAAUGAAUUAAUUUUUUACAAAAAUAUCAUGCCGUUUCUAUUAAAGUGCCGGGGACCAACAGCUAAUGAUGCACAUUCCUACUUUUUACCACGUUUUUUUUAUGGUCGUAACACAUUUAGUAAAUUAAUGACAAAUGAUGUAAUUAUUAUCGAAAAUGUUAGUACAAUAGGUUAUUGUUUUAGUAAUGAAAAAUCGUUCUUGGACUACGAGCAUUUAACAAUCGCACUUCAGACAAUAGCAAAGUUUCAUGGACUGUCGUAUACUGCCAAACACAAAUAUCCGGGCAGAAUUUACGAUAUCCUAGAAAACGUUCAGAGCAUACAAUUUGAUGCCAACGGGCACUGGAUGUCCCAGAACGAUAUUUUUAAGAAGUGUGGUAAACGAGGUGUGAACCGACUGUUGGAACGAGACCGGGACAGGUAUCAAGACCACGUGCAAAUUCACCUCUUAAAUGAGCUCUUCGACGACGCGGAUAAAACUCUAAUGCAGACAUUAAAAGCCCAAGAACCAUUAUCGGUCAUAUGUCACGGUGAUUACCACCGCAACACGUUGUUAUUCCAGUACGACGAGAACGGAUGUCCGUCGGACGCUAUUUCCAUAGACUUUUCUACUCUUCAUUACGGGUCACCUGCGUUGGACCUGUCGUCGUUCCUAUACAUGUCCACCACGCAGCGGAUGCGUGAGUCACACUGGGACGACUUGCUGGACACCUACUGCGCCGCACUGGCCGCGUCCGUAUUGCCUGGCGUCCGUGUACCUGAUCGCACCGAAAUUGAUGCCGAGAUGGCUGCGACCGCCGUCAAUGGAUUUGCAAAAGCGACGUUUUGCUUGCCAUUCAUGUUACGUUACAGAAGUGAUACAUUGGAUUCGUUGGCGACAAGUGACGACCCGAUGGACUACUUCCUGGAUUUGGGUGGCGACAUGGCAACCGAAUGCUUGGCUGACAUGGUUCAGCAUUUUAUCGAUAUGGGCUACACUGAUGUGAGACGUGACGUAAACUCAAAUCAUGUUAAAGAUGAAAACUCAACUCUCUGUGAGAACACUAAGCAGUUAAGCUAA
Molecule: messenger RNA, 1299 nt
Organism: Macrosiphum euphorbiae (potato aphid)
Lineage: Eukaryota; Metazoa; Arthropoda; Insecta; Hemiptera; Aphididae
Source: the annotation of a GenBank genome assembly